AUGAAUACGACUACUAUCCUACAAGAGACUUUGAUUAAAAGAUCACAGCAGAAGAAGAGGACUUCUCCCUUAAAUUACAAAGAGAGGCUUUUUGUACUUACAAAGUCUAUGCUAACAUAUUACGAAGGUCGAGCAGAGAAAAAGUACAGAAAAGGAUCUGUGGAUAUUUCAAGAAUUAAAUGUGUAGAAGUUGUAAAAAGUGAUGGUAUUAUUCCCUGUCAAAAUAAAUAUCCAUUUCAGGUUGUAUAUGAUGCUAAUACGCUUUAUAUUUUUGCACCAAGUGCACAAAGCCAGGAUCAGUGGGUGAGGAGUCUGAAAGAAGAAAUAAAGAACAACAGCAAUAUAAUGGUAAAAUAUCAUCCUAAAUUCUGGACAGAGGGAAUUUAUCAGUGCUGCAGACAGACAGAAAAAUUAGCACCUGGUUGUGAAAAAUACAGUCUUUUUGAAAACAGUGUAAUGGGAUUGCCUUCUCCAAUGCCAGAAAAAAAUGCGCGAAGGCCUCCACCACCUGUUCCUCCAGUUGAAGAAAAUGGCAAUGAAGAGGAGGAGAUAGUGGUAGCAAUGUAUGACUUUGAGCCUACAGAGCAUCAUGAUUUAAGGUUAGAGAAAGGUAAAGAAUAUACAGUGAUUGAGAAGAACGACAUUCACUGGUGGAAGGCAAGAGACAAAUACGGAAAACAAGGAUAUAUUCCAAGCAACUAUGUAAUAGGAAAGAAGUCCAACAACCUUGAUCAAUAUGAGUGGUACAGCAGAAACCUGAACAGAAGCAAGGCAGAGCAGCUCCUCAGAAAUGAGGAUAAAGAAGGUGGUUUUGUGGUGAGAGACUCAAGUCAGCCUGGCCUGUAUACAGUUUCCCUUUAUACAAAAUUUGGAGGAGAAGGCUCAUCAGGAAUAAGACACUACCAUAUAAAAGAAACAGUGACCUCACCAAAGCAGUACUACCUCGCAGAAAAACAUCUCUUUAACUCCAUUCCAGAAAUAAUUGAGUAUCAUAAACAUAAUGCAGCAGGUCUUGUUACCAGGCUGCGCUACCCAGUGACCCCAAAGAAGACGACAGCACCAACAACAGCAGGAUUCAGCUAUGAGAAAUGGGAAAUUAAUCCCUCAGAAUUGACCUUCAUGAGAGAACUGGGGAGCGGUCUGUUCGGGGUAGUGCGCCUUGGGAAAUGGAGGGCGCAGUAUAAAGUGGCCAUCAAGGCAAUUCGGGAAGGUGCGAUGUAUGAAGAGGAUUUCAUUGAAGAAGCUAAAGUAAUGAUGAAGCUAACACAUCCUAAAUUAGUUCAGCUGUAUGGUGUGUGCACACAACAGAGACCUAUUUACAUCGUGACAGAGUUCAUGGAGCAUGGCUGCCUUCUCAAUUACCUGAGACAAAAACGGGGAGUUUUGAGUAAAGACAUCCUGCUCACUAUGUGCCAAGAUGUAUGUGAGGGAAUGGAGUAUCUGGAGAGAAACAGCUUUAUCCACAGAGACCUGGCCGCCAGGAACUGUUUGGUGAGUGACUCAGGAGUGGUCAAAGUGUCGGAUUUUGGAAUGACAAG
Messenger RNA from Leptosomus discolor (cuckoo roller), 1538 nucleotides. Lineage: Eukaryota; Metazoa; Chordata; Aves; Leptosomiformes; Leptosomidae. The record is from RefSeq and is a predicted model, not a curated record.